Meira miltonrushii is the source of this 828-nucleotide messenger RNA. RefSeq lists its product as uncharacterized. The record is from RefSeq and is a predicted model, not a curated record. The transcript has a single exon. Lineage: Eukaryota; Fungi; Basidiomycota; Exobasidiomycetes; Exobasidiales; Brachybasidiaceae. The coding region runs from base 1 to 828 and encodes 275 amino acids.
AUGCGUUUCAGUGUCUUAUUCAUUAUGUUGGCCAUCCUUUCGAUGGUAGCUGCCCAAGGCGGUGGCAAUCAACAACAAGGCUAUGGCCAACAAGGUUAUGGCCAACAAGGCGGAGCAAAUCAAAACAUGCAAGGUAAUGGCCAAAAUGCUCAAAAUGCUCAAGGAGGUGGAGGUGGUGGUGGUGGUGGCCAAAAUGCUCAAAAUGGCCAGGGUGGUCAAGGAGGUGGUGGUGGUGGCCAAAAUGCUCAAAAUGGCCAAGGAGGCCAAGGUGGUGCUUAUGCUGGCGCUACUACUGCUGGUACCAACUUUGCUCUUUUCAUCCAAAGUUUGCCAAAAUGUUUCUCAAAAUGUAUUGAAGAUCAAAACCUUGCAGCAAACAUCGGUUGCAGUACAGGUUACAACGGACAAAAUGGACAAAACAACGGUCAAAACAAUCAAAACAACCAAAACAACCAAAACAAUCAAAAUCAAGGAGGUGGCGGUGGCGGUCAAAACAAAGACCAAGCCUUGGCUUAUACAGAUGUCGACUGUGUCUGCAAAAACCCGCAAUUCCUCUCUUCUCUCGUUAGUUGCGCUCAAUACGACAAAGAUUGUUCACAAAACACAUACUCCAUUUCACAAGGUCAAAGUGCUUUCACCAGCUUCUGUCAAAAUAAUACCGCAAGUGCAACAAUCAUCGGCACUACCUCUCCAACAUCCAACACGUCUUACAACAACAACAACAGAAACCGCGUUGCCUCUGCAAAUGAGGCCGUUUCUACUCAUGGUUUGGCCGUUGGCUCAAUCAUCCUUACUGCCGUCCUUGCAGGCGCCGCCUCUUUCUUGUAG